Messenger RNA from Zingiber officinale, 1306 nucleotides. RefSeq names its product purine permease 3-like. Lineage: Eukaryota; Viridiplantae; Streptophyta; Magnoliopsida; Zingiberales; Zingiberaceae. Gene Ontology annotation, molecular function: purine nucleoside transmembrane transporter activity. The transcript has 2 exons. The coding region runs from base 29 to 1123 and encodes 364 amino acids. Gene Ontology annotation, cellular component: membrane. The record is from RefSeq and is a predicted model, not a curated record.
CACUAGCGGUAAUAUUUUGUCCAAUUCCAUGGUCGAUCACUCCAUGGAUACGGAAGGACAAGCCUCCAACAACGAGCAGGGGGAUAAGUCUGGCCACCAGCGGAGGGCGCCGCUCAUCCUCCUCAACGUGAUCCUAAUGGCGCUGGGCAACACCGGCGGCCCGCUCCUCGUCCGCCUCUACUUCCGCUGCGGCGGCAAGCGCCGUUGGCUAUCCAGCUGGCUCGGCACCGCCGGCUGGCCCGUCAUCCUCGUCGCCCUCUUCUGCUCCUACCUCCGCUGCCGCCUGAGCGGCCGGCACACAGAGCUCUUCUUCAUCACCCCGCGACUCGUCCUCUCCUGCGCCGCCGUCGGCCUCCUCACCGGCACGGACGACUUCCUCUACGUCUACGGCCUCUCCUUCCUCCCCGUCUCCACCUCCGCCCUCCUCGUCUCCACCCAACUCGCCUUCACGGCCCUGUUCUCGUUCCUCAUCUUGAAACAGCGUUUCACGGCCUACUCGAUCAACGCGGUGGGGCUGCUGACGGUGGGCGCGGCGAUACUGGGGCUGCACGUAAGGUCGGACCGGCCUGAGAACGAGACGAGGAAGGAGUACUACGUGGGGUUCGCGCUGACCCUGGCCGCGGCGGCGCUCUACGGCCUCAUCCUGCCGUUGGUGGAGCUGAUGUACGCCAAGGCGAAGCAGGCGAUCACGUACACGCUGGUGCUGGAGAUGCAACUGGCGAUCGGAAUAUUCGCUUCCUCAUUUUGCAUGGGCGGGAUGCUUCUCAAUAAGGAUUUCCAGGCGAUUCCCGAGGAGGCGAAGGAAUUUGGACUGGGAGAGAUGAGAUACUAUUUGGUUCUUGUUUGCAGCGCCGUCUUCUGGCAGUUCUUCUUCCUGGGCACGGUAGGAGUCAUCUUCUGCGUGAACACGCUGCUCGCCGGCGUCCUCAUCGCGGUGUUCAUUCCGGUGACGGAGCUGUUAGGCGUCGUCUUCUUGGGGGAGAGGUUUAGCAGCGAGAAGGGGAUGGCCCUUGUACUGGCGCUUUGGGGUUUGGCUUCCUACUCCUACGGAGAGUACAGGCAAUCAGAGAAGGAGAAGGAAGAAAAAGCAGCUCUUGAUCAUCGCAAUGUUCAGAUUGCUUGAGGUUGCCAAGCAGUUCCGAUCAAUUAACAUACACUACUUCUAUAUAUCAACAAUAUUUGUCAAUGUGCCACGAGAGAAAAUGACUUGAUUUUACUGGCUAAUGAUCAUAAUUCUACUGAGCGAAAACUGAUCGCGGUGAUCUCGAUUCUUGCAAGAACAGACGAUGUUACUUUUUACACGAAU